Messenger RNA from Eruca vesicaria subsp. sativa (arugula), 1419 nucleotides. NCBI's taxonomy places the organism in Eukaryota, Viridiplantae, Streptophyta, Magnoliopsida, Brassicales, Brassicaceae. The record is from the annotation of a GenBank genome assembly.
GGGCUUUCAUUUGGAUCUGUUCCAAAAUAUUUGUCGUAAAUGAUAGAGUCUAAAACGCUGCCGUUUCAUCCUUCUAUCUCUUCCUUGAAGAUCAAAACAUUCAAAAACUCAAAUUAACAAAUACAUUUCAGCAAAUCGACAGAGAGAGAGAGGGAGAGAUGAAUCUUCCAGUAGUAGUAUCUUGCUUCGCGCCUCGAACUCGGAUGCUUCUCCACACCAACUUGAAUUCGAGAUCUUCCGACACGAUACCAUUCCGGAACUUAAAACCCCUCGCUGCCGUUUCGUCUGAUUCCGUUCCCGACCCUGACUCCACUCUCAAACCGAAGAAGGAAGAGAACUUUCCGACCAAGGUCCCGCGUAAACCCAAACGAGGACGACGGAGCGAAGCGGAAGCCGUGGAGGAUUUCGUGAGAAGCUCUCUCGAGAAGACAUUCUCCACCAUACGAGAGCAGAAUCCAGAAGUGUUCGAGAACAAGGAUACGGCAAAUUUCAUCAAGAACAGAGCUGAUCAAAACGACGACGAAGAGGUAAUCGAAGAGAUGGUGGUGGAAGAGGAGGAUCCAGAUUGGCCUGUGGAUACGGAUGUUGGAUGGGGAAUCAAAGCUUCGGAGUAUUUCGAUACACAUCCUAUCAAGAACGUGGUGGGAGAAGACGGGAGUGUGAUUGAUUGGGAAGGUGAGAUUGAUGAUAAUUGGGUGAAGGAGAUUAAUUGUUUGGAGUGGGAGAGCUUUGCUUUUCAUCCUAGCCCGCUCGUGGUUCUUGUAUUCGAGAGAUAUAACAGGGCUAGUGAUAAUUGGAAGACAUUGAAAGAGCUUGAGAAAGCCAUUAAAGUUUAUUGGGAUGCAAAAGAUCGGUUACCUCCACGGGCUAUUAAGAUUGACUUGAACAUCGAGACAGAUUUGGCAUAUGCUCUUAAAGCCAAGGAAUGUCCACAGAUUCUGUUUUUACGGGGGAACCGGAUUCUGUACAGGGAGAAAGAGUUUCGUACAGCGGAUGACUUGGUCCAGAUGAUUGCGCAUUUCUACUAUAAAGCAAAGAGACCUUCGUGGAUAGACAAGGCUAACAUAACCCCGUAUUGCUAGUUUGCAAUGCAAACGAGUAGAGGUGCUAAAAGGUCAGUGUAGGAAUGAUGUUUGAGACUUAAACAUAUGGCUAUGUUCGGAAGAAAGAAGAGAUCAAGCAUGAGUUACUCGACCUUUUUAUUUCAACAUUAUGUUGUUAGCUUAUGGAAAUAGCAGGUGACUGGUGAAGAGGUUAAGUUUUGGUUUUUGGGAUUAAAAAAUCACAAGUUUUGUGUUCAAUUGUGUUACCAAAGUCUUCUCUGUUAAUCUAGAGGGCUUCUAUGAUCAGCUUUGGACAUAUUUGUUUAUUGUGUGUUAUAUGCAAUAUAAAAUUCCCAAGUAAUGGGAUUUUCUGUCU